Messenger RNA from Zingiber officinale, 396 nucleotides. RefSeq lists its product as uncharacterized. NCBI's taxonomy places the organism in Eukaryota, Viridiplantae, Streptophyta, Magnoliopsida, Zingiberales, Zingiberaceae. The record is from RefSeq and is a predicted model, not a curated record. The transcript is spliced from 5 exons. The coding region runs from base 1 to 396 and encodes 131 amino acids.
AUGCCGGAGAUUUCAUUGCUUGUUCUGGAGCUUGAUGCUGGCCGAGGAUUUGCACUCCAAGGAGAUAUCUCAUCUUCCCGGGCCUUAAAGCCGAGCCAAUUUCUGUCGAGCUUCUCUCCGCCACUUCUAGUGGUUCCUGGCAGGGCUCGGACACAACCUCCCGCAGUUGUUCUUCAUCCGGGAAGCAGUAGCUCGGUAAGAGCUCUGGUCUGUGGAAUUGUGGCAACCGGCAACACCGGUGCGCUUGUGUCGACGAUUCCAUCUCCAGGCAGUGAGUCAACAGAGAACUUUGACCGAGGCGAGUGUUGUGACGGAGUGGACAUCGGAUUCAGACUACAUUUAGAGGUUGAAGCUGUCCGGAGCAGUUCCAGUCGCUGGCCCCCCAUCUGCACGUAG